Messenger RNA from Aspergillus eucalypticola CBS 122712, 909 nucleotides. RefSeq lists its product as uncharacterized. Gene Ontology annotation, biological process: mycotoxin biosynthetic process. Lineage: Eukaryota; Fungi; Ascomycota; Eurotiomycetes; Eurotiales; Aspergillaceae. The record is from RefSeq and is a predicted model, not a curated record. The coding region runs from base 1 to 909 and encodes 302 amino acids. The transcript is spliced from 4 exons.
AUGCAUGAAGCUGUCCAGUUACAUAGCCUCGCACCUUCUGACUUGCAUUUAAGGCGACUCAGCUGCGGGGCCGGUGGUGGAGUGGGGGAAGAGGAAGGGGAGGAGGGCACGAAGAUGGAGGACCGCGCGCAUUUCUGGCUAAAGCCCGUAUCCGUCUGUCAUUAUUGGAGUGAAGAUAGGCAUCAUGGAACUACAGGAAGAAUGCAAUCACCUACUUCCUAUGAACGGAGGGCAGGCUCACGUGCCCGCGAGCCUCAAGAGGGGCCAUCCCAGGACAAAAGUAAUGCUACACACUCGUCUUGUGACGUUCUUUGCCUUCAUCUCUGGUUUGAUAAAUCUCGUGGUCGUCUGGCGUACUGUAUUCACUCCGAGUUCAUGUCCAACAACAAUUGCAAUUCUACAAAUGAAACUUAUACAAAUGAACUGUGGGAUAAACAUAUACCCUGGGAGCGUGGCAUAAUCGCCAUCGAGAACGGCGAGGCAAAGCGCAUGGGGCUCCCAGAUUCACAGCCAUUUCCUUGGGAUGCUAGCAAGAGCAUCUAUAUUCUCAACUCCCAUCAUAUUCUUCACUGUGUGAGCAUCACAUACGAACAUAUUCUGCACUGCCUUGAUAGUAUCAGGCUGGAGACGUUGUGCACGGCAGAUGACACACCAAGGUAUGUCCCUCACAAUGCAGUGACUGGGUUUCGGCCUGGUGAUGGACAGGUUCGAAUGUGUCGUGAUUGGGAGAAGUUGGAUGCUUUUGUAAACGAACAUAGUCCAUGCUAUCAGGAGCUAUCACACACCGAUGAACACAUAUCCAAUCUGGACAGAUUCAAGUACUGCCCCAACGAUUCUCCCUACCUUCCCAUCAUAAGGAGCUUCUUUGGAUAUGACGAGGAAUGGGUCCCAUGGCCGGAGAGUAAUUGA